ACAGUUUUUAGCCAAUAAGAGCUUGCAGCUUUUCUAUUAGAGCAGAGUUUACACAUACGUUUGUCGUUAGAGAAUUGAGCCCUGGCUUUCCAUCGCAUAGCGUUAACGUUGUACUGGUCUUGCAGGUCAACCAGUGUCCUUUGAUGUUUAUCCUGUGGCCGCGUGCGUGAAUAUAAUAAUCACGCCUUCCAGUUGCUGUUGUCUGAGCAGUGGAAGAACGGCCUCCUGUGGAAGAUUAUUAUUCUUCCGGUACUACGUAUUGUAAAAGAGGAAGAAAUUUUGAUCCUUUACAACUUUGCAAACGUGAAAUUAGCAUUGUGCGCAAUAUGGCGUACUUCGAUGGCUUCGAUGGUGAUACGAAUGCCGAGCAAAUGCCGCUUGUUGAUCGGAUGGACACAGAAUACGUGAUACAUGUGAAAAGUUUGCCAAGAGAGUUCAAUAAGGAUGCCAUCAGAGAUAUUUUUAGUCAGUAUGGUGAAAUCACUGCAAUGUUCUGUCUUCGUAAUGCUACGUGGGCUUAUGUUACGUAUGGAACAUAUCGUGAGGCCGAACUUGCUAUACGAGAACUCAAUAAUAAAAAACCAUUGUAUCUAAAAGUGUCAUUUGUAAAGGAGAGAUCUUCUACAAAGGAAGAGCAAAAAUCAGAUUUAUCUAAAACUCUUGAAAAACCAAAAGUAGUAAACACUGCAGAUUCGCCGCCUUAUAUUCCCAACGAUAUAAAAUAUCGGAAUAUGGCCAUGGGUCGUGGUCAAGUGAUAAAUGCACUCCGUAAACAUGUGUUGCCACAACCAGGGGCAGUACCAUACAGAUAUGUAAACUAUGGAUCAUCUUUGCCUUCAUUCUCGCAAAUACUUGGAGGUCAUGAGGUUGAGGUUGAAGAUCCUUAUGGGAGCACAAAUAAAUUAUGGACAAGGGGUGUGAUGACUGUCACGUCAGAUGGAAAAAGACACGUUUCUCUUGGACGCGGUUAUACGAUGUAUGAAUAUCCAGAACCAUAUCCUAAGAUUGAAGAAUGUAUUUCAAAAAUAUACGAACAACGAAAGAACGGAUUACAUGAAUACUGCGACGAUAAGCUUAAGAAUGGAGUACAAAGCUGCUCCGUUUGUUCCACGAAAACAACUAAACAUUGUGAAAAAUGCCGUACGUAUUAUUGUAGCAAAGCUUGUCAAUUGGAAGAUUGGCCACGACAUCAGGCUGAGUGUGAACGUAUUCCGGCAUUAGUGGAAGAACCGAUUGGUGGUAUGUCAUCAUUGAAAAUUAAUCAAGAUGUAAAUCAAACAAAGAAGACAUCAAUACCAAAUAUAAUUCAUAAAACUGCUAAAUCUAGUGAUGUGAAACUGCGACGGCCCAAUGCGAUUGAUGCAGUGCAAGUGGAAAACUCGAGUAAUAUGAAUACAGACAUGGGCCGAGAGCCGAGGAUACCAAUGAGAAUCGUGAGAGGGCUAGCGCUGGCAACCGCAUUCGCGGUCACAUUUUUUUGUCGGGGAUAACCACGUGGAGGGAAGAAUGAUUUUACGAGAGCACAAUCUCGCGUUGAAACGUAUAUAAAGAGUGAUUUAUGAUCGGUGGAAGCAGUCGGGACGCAGGAAGAAGAUGAGGAGACGCACCCUCAGUGGUUACUCGAUUCUCGACCCUUGAGCCACGACGCGUUAUUUAUGCGCAACACACACGGGGUGUCGUUUUUCAGUCGUGCACCUUUACGUACUUCCUACGUGCACGUUCGUGCCAGAGGAACCGCAAAACUGCAUACGAAUGUUUGACUUCUGUGGUUGAUCUGCGUGCCAUCACGCCAUGAAAAGUGCUGUCGAGACGAUAAGGAUAUGUCGACAGAGAUGUAUUGUAAUGCACAGAUAUUAGUUACCAACAUAAUCGUAUAUAUUGUUAUAUUUUAGUCAUUUUCAAAUUGAUAUACGCCGAAGAAAAAAUAUAGAAGUAGUAGACGCUCUGUAAUCUCGAUUUUUCGA
This is a messenger RNA of Temnothorax curvispinosus, 1964 nucleotides long. RefSeq lists its product as uncharacterized. The transcript has 8 exons. The record is from RefSeq and is a predicted model, not a curated record. NCBI's taxonomy places the organism in Eukaryota, Metazoa, Arthropoda, Insecta, Hymenoptera, Formicidae. Gene Ontology annotation, molecular function: RNA binding. The coding region runs from base 327 to 1490 and encodes 387 amino acids.